Molecule: messenger RNA, 1331 nt
Organism: Anopheles funestus (African malaria mosquito)
Lineage: Eukaryota; Metazoa; Arthropoda; Insecta; Diptera; Culicidae
Gene: Pex16
Product: peroxisomal membrane protein PEX16
Exons: 3
Coding region: 168-1205 (345 amino acids)
Biological process (GO): peroxisome organization
Cellular component (GO): peroxisomal membrane
Source: RefSeq, a predicted model, not a curated record
AAACACUUGACAUAUUGCGUAGUUGACGAUAAACAUUGCGAAGGUUCUAAAUAAAUCGUGUUUCUGAUACCUAAUCGUGUGAUAUGCUGAGCUGAACAUUUCUAAUCGCGCAUGAUAAGUGUUUUACCUUUGAUCUCAUCGCCCGCACGCGUUCGAGUAGCAACAAAAUGUCGUCAGCCUUAUGCGAAAUACAAAAUCUGUAUGAACGAUAUGUAAAAUGGGUAUCAGGCAAUCCAUCCGCCUUGGCGGACGUUGAACUGACGGUCAAGUGGCUUUCAUAUUUUGUGGCCGGGAAAAUCAACAAUUCUUCCGCCGUUUCCGAGCUGGUGUACAGUCUAUCGAACUUGUUGGUGUUUUUCAAUGAUAGGAUCAUAGAGAAAGCGGCACACAAAUCAAACAACGCCACAUCCAAUAGUUCUCUGGAACGGCAGAUGAAGGUACUGCUAACAACGCUAGAGUAUUGUGAAGUUUUUAUCGAACUUACUGCCCACAAAGUCUGGGGAACUAGCGGUCGAUGGUUUUUCAUUGUAAUUAUACAAAUCAUAAAAUGUAUAGGCCGGCUUAUCCUAACGCUGUAUUGCCAAAGUACCAAAAUUGUGCGCACCCCACCAAUACCUGCGCUGAAUCGCAAAAAAUUGCACGAAGCACAGCCGCCCGAGAAUGAUUCAUUCCGUGACAAUCUUGCGGGUGAAAGCUCCGGAAUAGUACUGAAGCGUUCAGGACGCGUCAUGCGAAAGGUUAAUUGUUCACCAUCGCUAACGUCGAGAACAUGGAAACCACCACUAGCAGCAGCGGGAAAUCAACCACAUCCGCCGCUUGAAUACGGUGGAAAAUUGCUCAUGUCCGCAGAAAUGCUCUACAUUGCCAAACCGCUUAUUCAUCUAGCUUGUAUGAAGAGGUUUGGAACGAAAAGCUGGACCAGUUACUUGUUGGCACUAGCACUGGACAGUGUCAGUCUCCGUAUGUACUACAAAAAUCGGGAAGUGUUAUCCAAGGAGCAACGUGUAGAACUGUCGCAAAGAUGUGUAUCGAUGCUGCUGUACCUGAUGCGAUCACCGUUCUACGAUCGAUACACGCACGACAAGAUAGCAAACGUGCUGCAUGGCAUCGGAAACAACAUACCGCUGACGGGUACGAUUUCGCGGCUUAUUCUUUCGUACAUUCCACACUGGCAGGAAACGUACUUUUACAUGUGGUCAACUUAAAUUGGUGCAUGCUACGUACAUAUAGGUCUAACGCAAUGGUUGAUAAAUAAUGGGUCGUUAUGGGUUUUGCAGUGAGGGGAUAAUUCAUCACAAAACAUAUUGAAUAAAUGUUUUCUACCAAUUGAA